AUGUCUGAUAAAGCUAGUAUUAUUACUCUCAACUGUCUCAUCUCCGGCGAGGAAGCAAACGAUGUCUUUGGAAUAAAAAUAUCUUGCGAAGGAGUAUCAAACUCAAAUGAUAAUCGAGUUUCUAUUCUUGCAGAUAAAAUCAGAAACUGUCGUCUAGAUCUAUUUAAAGAUACUGAUUCGAGCAAGCUAAUUUUAUAUAUGAAUAAGGCUGAAGCUGAUAGUGUCGUAAUUCUCGGCUUAAAAAAUGAUAAAGGGGCUAUAUUGAAUGGUACGGAAUUGAUGAAGCAUGAAAACACCAUUUUAAGUUAUUUUAAUGGUCAACCCUCUCCUAAAUAUCAAGGCGAAAAGGGGUCAAUAUUAUCGCCGACUUCUGUCAAUAAUUUAUUUCAUAAAUAA
This is a messenger RNA of Rhizophagus irregularis DAOM 181602=DAOM 197198, 396 nucleotides long. The record is from RefSeq and is a predicted model, not a curated record. NCBI's taxonomy places the organism in Eukaryota, Fungi, Glomeromycota, Glomeromycetes, Glomerales, Glomeraceae.